Plutella xylostella (diamondback moth) is the source of this 568-nucleotide messenger RNA. RefSeq lists its product as uncharacterized. The record is from RefSeq and is a predicted model, not a curated record. Lineage: Eukaryota; Metazoa; Arthropoda; Insecta; Lepidoptera; Plutellidae.
GUCAUUAUUAUUUUUACUACGGUCAUAGAGUAAUGUCAAUUUUGUCAUAAUAUCGCAUCACAAAGGAUGUCUGAAUUAUUUGUUUUUUAGUUGAUUUAACAAUUUUUGCAAAUCGAUGUGCUUCAAAAAGAAAAAUGAACCGUGCAGGACAUCAACAUGCCCCAAAAAGAAGAAAGGGCAGAGCACCGUGACCAAACAGCCUUCCAGCUCCUCGGACUGCCCGCGGAACCCCUCCACAUGCUCGCCGCGGGUGCAGCGCAGCGAGACCUCGCAGUCUUCUGCAGCAUCAAGCACAGCCAGUAAGCCGGCGGCAAAGGCGGACUCGAAGCCCGGCACCCCCCCCACGCCCCCCGCGAAGGCCGCCGCCGCGCCCGCUAAGCCCGCCGCCGCGCCCGCUAAGCCCGCCGACGCUAAGAAGCCAGCGGACGCCAAGAAACCAGAACCAGCCAAACCACCUGCUAAGAAAUAAUUCGUGAAAUUCAGAUUUGGCUUGGGAUGUAAAAUUUUGAUCGAUUUUUUGUGAAUGUUAGGUUGUUAAUUUAUUUAAUAAAUUUUAUUUAUUUUUCGA